This is a messenger RNA of Tachysurus vachellii, 1339 nucleotides long. It is a transcript of the gene haus7, whose product is annotated as HAUS augmin-like complex, subunit 7. NCBI's taxonomy places the organism in Eukaryota, Metazoa, Chordata, Actinopteri, Siluriformes, Bagridae. Gene Ontology annotation, cellular component: HAUS complex. Gene Ontology annotation, molecular function: microtubule minus-end binding. Gene Ontology annotation, biological process: centrosome cycle; spindle assembly. Bases 61 to 1152 code for a protein of 363 amino acids. The transcript has 10 exons. The record is from RefSeq and is a predicted model, not a curated record.
CAGGGAGGAGCUAGAAGGGAGGAAGUGAGGAUACAGAGCAGUGAUACUGAGGCGGGCAUCAUGGCGGCAAUCAUGGCGGGCAAAUCAAAAGAACAACGGCUCUCUCUGUGUGUUUAUGACAGUCUUCGGAGACUCGCCUGUCCCUCAGUGGACGGUCUUUACCUGAGAGAAGCAAGCAGCAUGCAGGAGCUUCUCUGCACGCCUUCAUUACACCGCAUGGACAUACUGAAAUGGAUUUGUGCCAGAAUCUGCCCAGCCCUGAGAGACAAAUUCUCAACAAUCAAGUCUUCAGAGACAGAAGAAGUGGCAAAUGAAAUCACACGUUUUGGCCAUGAAAUGCUGUUGUGUAAAGCUGAUGAUCAGGAGUUAAUCAAGGGCUUUGCCUCACCAUUACGACAGCUUUUGUUUUUGGAACAGCUUUUAAUGAUCGCAGGACAGCAGAACACACCAUCUGAAGACAUGCACAAUGAACCCUCUGGAGGUGGCAGCAUAACAGAUGAGAAUCUGUUGAAAGAGCUGAUGUCACCUGACCACCUAACUGAUCUGAUCCAGCUGAUGAAUCCUGUGUGCAAUCCCUGGUCUGCCCACAUCCAGGAAUACCUCAGAGCCACACAAGCAACUCGGGCUAAGGCAAACAGCAGUAAAGCCGAUGAGAGUCAUCAUCAUGAUUCAGGAUGUGGUAAACUUAAUAAUGACAACAUAGCUGAAGCUACUGCUUUGCUCCAGUCCACUCGGUGUACAUUGGAAGAGCUACAUAAAGAGUGUGAGUUCCUGCAGUCGGAACAGUCUGGCUCUGCAGCUUCAUUGUCACCCUGCGCUUUGAAAGUUGCUAUAUCAGACAUGGCACAACUUAUGACUGCUUUCAGUCAGGUCUACAACACAGACUUCAGGGGCUACUGCCAAAGAGCACCUCCUGUCCUUAAUCCAAACACAUGUGUCUUUCAGUCUGUACAUCAACUCCUGCACCACUGCAACAUGGAAUUAGAAGCACUGCUCCAACUGUCCAAAACCUCAUCAACGCUGACUGAGAUUGUGAAACAAAUUCAGACAGACAGGCGGUUUUGGGCCAAUGGAGAGAAACUUACGUUGUCCAACCAACUGGAGGCCCUGAAGAAUAGAUUCACCGUUUUUUUGUCUCUUCAUGAAUCAUAAGUUAUUUUUAUUGUUUUAGCCUAAACGACACUGAUUCAGAGAGCUCAGUUUCAUAAUAGCUCAAAGUCUUUUUUUUUUUUCCAAUGUAUUUUCCACAUGUAAAUGUUGUGUAUGAACUAAAUCACUUUAUUUUAUGGUAAAAUACUAAAACUCUGCUGUAAAUAAAAAUAAAUAAUUUACAAACAAA